Saxophila tyrrhenica is the source of this 1293-nucleotide messenger RNA. RefSeq lists its product as uncharacterized. The coding region runs from base 1 to 1293 and encodes 430 amino acids. The record is from RefSeq and is a predicted model, not a curated record. NCBI's taxonomy places the organism in Eukaryota, Fungi, Ascomycota, Dothideomycetes, Mycosphaerellales, Extremaceae. The transcript has a single exon.
AUGGCCAGCCCAUCCCACUCCGACUGGGUCGCUGAGAAGCCAGCCCCCACCGACUUCAUUGCCCGCAUCGGAUGCGAUGAGCACCUGAUCACCAACGGCAGCGCAACCAUUGACGGCGUCACCUACGUUGUUGACCCUCUCUACAAGUUCCGUGCCUGGGAUCCCGAGACCAACCCGGCCGCCCCGACUGGCUCCUGUCGCGUCAAGCCUGGUCGUGAGUCCAUCCGAGAGGACAAGCCUCUCUACACCAGGAACAUGACCGCCACCGACUGCGAGGUCCAACGCUGCAUGUGGGAAUUCAUGAGGCCAGUUGACAUGGUGGUCAUCCAAGAUCCCAGCGACCACCACAAUGACGUGUUGACCACCUACACCACUCGCCACCCCAUGAUUCCUCACAACCAUAUCGUCACUCACAUGCACCCUGGUCCGGAAACCAUUCUUGUCGAAUCCUCUCGCGUCACCAUGACUGAAUCGACCUACACCACCCACAUCAGCACAGCUCACUGGGGUGUGUACGGUGACAGCGUGACCUCCGUGGUGCAUCCCGGCCCGGGACAGGCCUCGAUGAGUCCUCCCCGCCACGCGCUCACCAAGACUGCGUGGGUCUAUCUCCCCGGGUAUCCGGUAACAUUUCCAGAGUAUACGACACACGUCACGGCAUGGCAACCACCAAAAUGUACGUCGCUGGACAGUUGCUUCGACGCCUGUUCUGUCGACAGGGCGGUCGAAGGCCACUCUCACAGCAAAGCAGACAUGAUCGGCGGCAUCGCAAUUGCGGUUGGAACACUCGUAUUCAUCCUCCUGGCGCUCUGUGUGAAAGCUCUUUGGGACCGUACCAGACGCACUCGCACUCAAGCCGAUCGAUCGCGAAUCAAUGCUCAGGCCCGUCAGGCCGCCGCUUCUGAUAACGACCCAGCCACCACCACCGAGCCGAUGUCGGAGAACGUCGCCGGCCCAGCUGCUGGCACCCUCUCACGCCGCGCCGAGGAAGGCCGUGGCCAGGUCAGCUUUGCCGAGCCAGUGGAGCAGGGCGGCGCCGUCACGACAGCUGGCGCCGCGAAUGACUCAACAGCUGGCGCCGCCUCCACCACAGGCACCACCGCUGGCAUCACGAAUGCGGGCGAAGCAUCCACCACCCAAGCCACCGACCACGCCACCGGCUCCGAGCACGCAGAGCACACCGAGCACACCGACCCCGUCCCCGUCCACGACGGCGCCACCGGCUACAACGCCACCAACAACAACGGCAAAGGCACGCUCCGCGGCCGCCGCCCCGGCCGCUCGGACAUCUGA